This is a messenger RNA of Nothoprocta perdicaria, 1782 nucleotides long. RefSeq names its product solute carrier family 23 member 1 (gene SLC23A1). The transcript is spliced from 13 exons. Gene Ontology annotation, cellular component: membrane. Bases 76 to 1782 code for a protein of 568 amino acids. The record is from RefSeq and is a predicted model, not a curated record. Gene Ontology annotation, biological process: transmembrane transport. NCBI's taxonomy places the organism in Eukaryota, Metazoa, Chordata, Aves, Tinamiformes, Tinamidae. Gene Ontology annotation, molecular function: transmembrane transporter activity.
AGCCCCAGGCCUCCCCAAGCGAAGGAGGCAGCGGCAGCGCCUGGCCCCACCGGCCCGAAGAGUAAGAGCUUCGACAUGAUCUACAAGAUUGAGGAUGUGCCCCCCUGGUACCUCUGCAUUUUGCUGGGCUUCCAGCACUACCUGACCUGCUUCAGCGGCACCAUUGCCGUGCCCUUCCUGCUGGCCGAGAGCCUGUGCGUGGGCAAGGACCAGUUCACUGUGAGCCAGCUCAUCGGCACCAUCUUCACCUGCGUGGGCAUCACCACGCUGGUGCAGACCACCGUGGGCAUCAGGCUGCCCCUCUUCCAGGCGAGCGCCCUGGCCUUCCUCGUCCCCGCCAAGUCCAUCCUGGCCCUGGAGAAGUGGAAGUGCCCGCCGGAGGAGCAGAUCUACGGCAACUGGGCGCUGCCGCUGAACACCUCGCACAUCUGGCAGCCGCGCAUGAGGGAGAUCCAAGGGGCCAUCAUCGUAUCCAGCCUGGUGGAGGUGGUCAUCGGGCUGCUGGGGCUGCCCGGCGCGCUGCUCAGCUACAUCGGGCCGCUCACCGUCACCCCCACCGUGUCGCUCAUCGGCCUCUCCGUCUUCCACGCGGCCGGCGAGCGGGCAGGAUCGCACUGGGGCAUCGCGGCGCUGACCAUCUUUCUGAUCGUGCUGUUUGCCCAGUACCUGCGGAACAUCACACUGCGCCUGCCCGGCUACCGCUGGGGCCGAGGCUUCGUCCUCUUCCGCGUGCAGAUCUUCAAGAUGUUCCCGAUCAUCCUGGCCAUCAUGGUGGUGUGGCUGCUGUGCUACCUGCUGACGCGGGCCGACGUCUUCCCCAGCCGGCCCGACGCGUACGGCUACAAGGCGCGCACGGACGCGCGGGGCGAGAUCCUCUCCGUGGCACCCUGGUUCCGCGUGCCCUACCCGUGUCAGUGGGGCCUGCCCACAGUGACGGCCGCAGCCGUGCUGGGCAUGUUCAGCGCCACGCUGGCGGGCAUCAUCGAGUCCAUCGGGGACUACUACUCSUGCGCGCGCCUGGCGGGUGCGCCGGCCCCUCCUGUGCACGCCAUCAACAGGGGUAUUUUCACGGAAGGGAUCUCCUGCAUCAUAGCCGGGCUGCUGGGAACGGGCAACGGCUCCACUUCCUCCAGCCCCAACAUUGGCGUGCUGGGCAUCACGAAGGUGGGGAGCAGAAGAGUGAUCCAGUACGGCGCGGGCAUCAUGCUCRUCCUGGGAACCAUCGGCAAGUUCACGGCGCUCUUUGCCGCGCUCCCAGACCCCAUCCUCGGAGGGAUGUUCUGCACGUUGUUCGGCAUGAUCACGGCCGUCGGCCUCUCCAACCUGCAGUUCGUUGACAUGAACUCCUCCCGCAACCUCUUCGUCCUGGGCUUUGCCAUGUUUUUUGGGCUGACGCUGCCCAACUACUUGGAUUCCAACCCCAACGCCAUUAAGACAGGUGUCCCCGAACUGGACCAAAUAUUCACAGUGCUCUUAACGACAGAGAUGUUUGUUGGGGGGACCAUCGCCUUCAUCCUGGACAACACCAUCCCAGGGACCCAGGAGGAGCGGGGCCUGGUGCAGUGGAAGGCCGGAGCGCACUCGGACAGCUCGACCGCGGCCAGCUUGAAGAGCUACGACUUCCCCUUCGGAAUGAGCGCCGUGCGGAGCAGCCGCUGGCUGCACUACGUGCCCAUUUGCCCCGUGUUCCGAGGCUUUCCCGGGAGACCCAGGCGCGGACAGGAAUCCGCUGGCAACGCGUGUGGCCCCGCGGACGCCCCCUCCGUGUGCACCAAGGUGUGA